UUCAGAAGAACUUUAUAUAUACUAUAAUAUUUAAAGUCACUAUUUAAAGUUUAAACUGUAAACACAUGGAUUUUUAAAAUAAAGCAAUUUAGUUAGUUCAAAAACUGUAUUUUAGUAGUACGAAAAGACUAGGAUAUCGCCAUUAUAACAGGUCGUACUCUAUACUCUAUAAUAAUCUAUGAAAUCUCGUUUAAUUAUAACUUACCGAAAUAAUCGGUAUUCGGUAAUAAUUGUUAUUUAAAAAUAAUAAAUAAGGAAGCCAACUAAUCUCCAUAAUAAAGUUGUAGCUAUCCAAAAGUAAUAUAGUGUGUAUUAAAAAGUGCUUAGUAUUAUUCAGAAAGGGUUUACACUUUUUGUAUCCUUGUACGUGUAUAGGACCUUAAAAAUGGCCAAGAAGAAAAGUUUUAAACGCAAAGGCAAGAAAACUACAUGUGCAAUUUAUAAACAAGAUGUAGAUCAUAAACAAGACGAAGUAAAAUCAGAUACUUCUGUAUCGAAAAAUACUCUCGAGUCUUCCAAUUCUGUGAGCCAACCUGUUUUAUUAAAACUAUGCAGACUGUGUGAGAGCAAGGAUGGGCCAUUCGUAGAAAUGUUUGAUGCCGAGACGAUACUAGCUAAGAAAAUAGAUGAUAUAAUGCCAUUUGUGAUUGCUGAAAAUGAUGAUUUGUCCCAAAUAAUUUGUUUUCGAUGUUCAGCGAAAGUUGAAGAGGUAUAUGAAUUUAUACAAAAAUGUAUUAAAACUCAAGAGAAAUUUCAGGAGGCAGCAGGUAUAAAGGUUAUUCUAAAACGAAAACAACAUAGUUAUCGAUCAGCUUGGGAGGACAAGUUAAAUGAACGUAAUAUUUCUAAUGAUGAUGUAUGUAAUGCUCUCAUUCUAAAGGCUAUUGAAGGUAUAAGAAACUUACCUAUCAAACCUUCCGGCGAAUCAGAACAACAGGUCAUAAAAAAAGAUACGAGAUUGUCAUUUAAAUCUCUGAAAGAAGAUAAUAAAGAUGUUUAUAAGAACAAAGAAGAUUCUAGAGAAAUAAAUAAGCCUACUGAAAUCCAAGGAAAUACUAAUAAAGCUCAAUCUGACCACUCUGCACCAAAAAUUGGCGAAACACCUAAGGAUACUGAAAAGCAAUUAAUGAAAAUAAAUAAAUUUUGUCUAGAUAGUGAUCACUCUACAGAAAUAUCAGAAGAAAUUAAGCCAUUCAAUAUAAUGGAUCAUGUAUGCAUGAUAAAAGUGAAUGGCGUAGGUGUUUUAUUCCAAUGCAAGUUAUGCAAUCGUAAUUUCUUAGUAAAGGAAGUUGUAAUGAAUCACAGAUGUGCUAAAAACGGCGGCAAAAAGAUUGCAGAAGAAGAAAAAACAGUUGCGCCUCCGCCACCAAAGGUUCCUCUUAUUAAAUAUAUUAAUACUAAACCACAAACUGAAAUAAAAUCCAAUGAAUGUUCAAGUAAAAUAAUCAAUAGCACUCCCAUAAAUGUAGAUGAUGAUGAAGAUGACAAGCCUUUACUGCCUCAGAAGCCUAAACGUAAAAUAGGUCCAGCUAGCAAAAUAAGGCAACUCGAAAAUACACAGUCAGCUCAAACAUCAUCAGCUAAACAAGAAAAUCAAUCACUACAACAAACAUCUCAGAUACCAAGCUCAGAAACCUUAGUUGCGGCACCUACUGUUCAAAUGCCAAAUUCUGUACUACACCCGAAUAGUCGAUUUAAACUUGUUCCAGGACCAAAUAAUUCCUUUAUGUUAGUUGAAGAUAAACUUGAAGAAAUUCCUGUGUCGGAAUCAGCAACCGACAAAUCAUCUACUAUUGAAAAAAUUAAUAAUUUGCAGACAUUAAUAGUCAAGAGUGGACCAAAAUCUAGAAGAACUACAAUAAAAACGAAUCUUGACCAGCAGCAACCUUGUCCUACAGAACAGCCCUACCCAGUACGUUUGAUCAAAUCUGGAGUUGCUUGUCAUUCCGUUUCGCAUUCACCUUCUGAAACCACUCCAGCCAAAAAACAGUCUUAUACAAUAGUUCAAACUGGGAAUCCCAGCAAAUUGCUCAUAUCCACAAAAUCUCAUUCGGCGGAUGAGGUUCCCACCAAGAGAUUAAAAAAAACUUUAACGGAGCAUUCAUAUUCUGGUCCAUCAGAGAAUACACAAAAAUGUUUCACAUUUAUUAACGUAGAUCCUAAUACACAACCUUCUUAUGUAUUACCAACAGGAAACAUAGUCCAAGAGUCUCAAAUAUCAACUUCUACCAUUAAACCUGGCGAAGAUAAAUAUCCUUGUGAUAUUUGUGGGGAAAAAUUCUCUAGAGAAAAGAAACUGCAAAGUCAUAUACAAUCACAUUACAAUCAACUUGAUAAGGAGGAUCAAAAAAGAGGUUUCACGAAGAAACGAAAAUUAAAGUCGUAGGUUAGGGAGAAAUACUGGAGUCUUAAAGAAGAUUAUAUGUGUGAUAAAGUGUUUUCGAUACUGUUUAAAGCCCUGUUACCUAUGUUACUUAUGGUUGUCAGUUCUACAUACAGCUGCUAUGUACUCAAAGGGGGAACACUCAAAUACUUUGUUGAUUUAUUAAUCAACAUUUAAAUUAUAUUACAUUGUUUGUUAAUAUUCCUAAUGUUAAAAGUUUUAAAAUUUGUUUAACAUUACUUAAGUAAUAGUACAUAUAUUUUAAACAAAUAACAAUCAUGAAAUUGUAAGAACCUGUAACAAAUAUUGUAACUUUAAAAAGUACCAAUAUAACCAAAAUAUUUAUAAUAAAUUGCUACUACAAGUAUUCGAUAUCAAUAAUAUAAUCGAAGAGUCUCUAAUAAGUCUUGCAAUAAUAUACAUAAAUGUAACCGUAUAUUAUUUUUUAUAGUAUUCUUCUGGAACAGAUAUUAUAGGUAAUCACUGUAUUAACCAGUCAAAAUAACCCGGACGAUUUUGUUAUUUGCAGAAAUGAAAAAUAAAUGAGAAUGUGAGACGAAACGACGGUGAUUGUGAUAGGGUUCCAUCCCUAGUCCACGCGUUGACGCAACAUUAUUAUUUAUUUGUCCAAAAUUCUUCUAUUGUUUACAUUCUCAUCCCGUAGGAACUUUACACUAAAAUACUUUGCGAUAGAUGUGACCCCUCUAAGCCAACGUAAAAUUGUAUUGCAUAGGUUACAGGACCAGGACAGGAGUCGACAGCAAAUAAGCUCAUUGUUAUUAUAUAACCUUAAAGUACAUAGUAUGGUACUGUCAACAUUGUUUUGCUUUUCGCCUCAUGGAUGUCUAAUGAUAUACAUAUAUGUAUGUAUAUAAUGAUAAACUAAUUCUUUUUAUUAAUUUAUGGAACCCGAAUCAUAACUAUAACAUAUUGCUGAAACGUUAUCAGCGAAUUGCUAAUCAGGGCUAUUACAUGUUGGCAACAUUAUCUUAUAUAUACUUAUAUGCAUAAAAUAGUACUAAGAUUAACUCAGUAUUAAUGCAUGCAAAUAUAGAUAAAAGUCAGCAUUCAGGUAACAGAAAGGCAAACGAAGAAUAAUUUUGAUUCGUUUUCCCACUCCAUACAAAUUCGUAAAAAAUAGGUACUAGUUUCACUCUACUGAUUAGUGUCGUUUUCAUUUGCAUAAAUAAAUACCUAAGCGGUAAUUUCGUUUUCUUGCUGUCGUUCUAGCAAGCAAACAUAUCAAAUCAAAACAAAAUAUCAAAAAUCUUCUAAAUUUACAUUUAAUGUCAGUGCUCAAAUCAAGAGCUGCAAAACACCCAAAAGACUAUUCUGCGUCACUCUUAAAUCGCCGAGGUGUUUUAUUCAAAUUUACUUACAGGGAACUGCAAUUUCAAAACAACUACAUAUUUUAGU
Messenger RNA from Pieris brassicae (large cabbage white), 3799 nucleotides. RefSeq lists its product as uncharacterized. The transcript has 2 exons. NCBI's taxonomy places the organism in Eukaryota, Metazoa, Arthropoda, Insecta, Lepidoptera, Pieridae. The record is from RefSeq and is a predicted model, not a curated record. Gene Ontology annotation, molecular function: zinc ion binding. The coding region runs from base 386 to 2386 and encodes 666 amino acids. Gene Ontology annotation, cellular component: nucleus.